Paramacrobiotus metropolitanus is the source of this 936-nucleotide messenger RNA. RefSeq lists its product as uncharacterized. Bases 1 to 936 code for a protein of 311 amino acids. The record is from RefSeq and is a predicted model, not a curated record. Lineage: Eukaryota; Metazoa; Tardigrada; Eutardigrada; Parachela; Macrobiotidae. The transcript has a single exon.
AUGUACAGCGCCAUCGAAGCGGAUCAGACUGAUAAUGCAGAUGAAGAUUCUCCGAGAUUAUUAAUCGGUACCGGUCAAGCCAUCACCCGUAACACACGCCAAAUCAGUGAUCUGCGGACAAUGUCCACGCAGCAGAACAUUUUCGUUUACUGGAACAUGACACCGUUGUCGGUUGACGGAUUUCCCUGUUGUCCCUUUACACUGUUGGAAGUGUAUCCGCUAAACGCGGCCGGACGAAAAAUUCCCGGUGAAAGUAUCGUUCUCCUAAAGCCCAACGUCACCGAGUAUCCCGUGAACAUCUCGCAUAUCCGCAAAGAACUGCAGGUCCAAGAGUACAUGAUCUGCGUCCGCUUGUGGCAUCGUUUUGCCGGGAAAGAACGGAAACUGGAUGAAGACUGUGUUAAAACACGUGCAGUGGUGGUGGAGAAGGGCGAUAAUACGGUGCUGAUUGUGUUUGGCAUCGUUUUGGGAGUGAAUGCGGUGCUGUUGCUGGGUGCGGUGGUCUUGAUUAUCAUCAAGCGUCGACGCCGUACGUCCAGUUUCACUAUGAAAAAAUGGUGGCAUGACGUGUCGGAAAUUCUUCAAUCGCAACCAUCCCGCGCGUCACUGGAAAGCCGCUUGACCAUGUCCACAUCGCAGCGGCGACCGAGCGGACUGUCGGCCGGUUCGUUGAAUAACGGCAUAUCCGUUCCCGCCAGUCCCAGUAUCAGUCAUUCACGGCUGGCCAUCUCCACGGUCUCCGGACCGGUUAUGCCGAUCGGCACGUGCGCCAUCGGAAACGAGUACACCUACGCGCGCUGUUUGAAUAAUCAGGUGUAUGAUUUAUUUCUGCAGCGGCAGCAACAUCACUACUGUCCGGCGUCCAGGUCAACAAAUGAAAUUUGCACGGUGCGAAACGGGUUAUUUAAUGACCCAGCCAGUGUUGUUAUUGUUUAA